This is a messenger RNA of Rhodotorula graminis WP1, 213 nucleotides long. RefSeq lists its product as uncharacterized. The transcript is spliced from 2 exons. The record is from RefSeq and is a predicted model, not a curated record. Lineage: Eukaryota; Fungi; Basidiomycota; Microbotryomycetes; Sporidiobolales; Sporidiobolaceae. The annotation marks the transcript as partial.
UUCUCCUCCUCAGACACCGACUACAUCGUCGCGCUCCCGACAAAGACGUACGCCAAUGGCGCCCACUGCGGCAAGUACGUCCGGGUAACGCGGCCGAGCACGGGCAAGAGCGUCGUCGCCAUGGUUGCCGACUCGUGCCCGACGUGCUACAACAACGAGAGCAUCGACAUGAGCUACGUCGCCUUCACGAGCAUCGCGACCGAGGAAGAGGGC